Oncorhynchus gorbuscha (pink salmon) is the source of this 1461-nucleotide messenger RNA. RefSeq names its product mucin-5AC-like. The annotation marks the transcript as partial. The record is from RefSeq and is a predicted model, not a curated record. Lineage: Eukaryota; Metazoa; Chordata; Actinopteri; Salmoniformes; Salmonidae. The transcript is spliced from 3 exons.
ACUGCAGCUCCUGCUACAACAACUACAACUUCAGCUCCUACAACAACCACAACAACAGCACCUACUACAACACCUGCAGUUCCUACAACAGUAGCUCCCACGACCACUCCACCUGCUGUACUCCCUACAACAAUCACAACUACAGCUCCUGAUACAACAACUUUAGCUUCUACGUCAACCACAGCAGCUGCCUCUACGACAACCACAGCAGCUCUAACUACAACAAUUGCUGCUCCAACGACCACUACAACUCUAGAACCUAUUACGACAACUACUGCAGCUCCUGCAACAACAACUACAACAUCAGCUCCUACGACAACCACAACAACAGCACCUCCAACAACUCCCACAACGACUGCAGCUCCUACAAGAGCUUUAGCAUCUACGACAACCACUGCAGCCCUAACUACAACAACUGCAGCUCCUGCUACAACAACUACAACUUCAGCUCCUACGACAACCAUAACAACAACACCUCCAAUAACUGUAGCUCCCACGAUAACUGCAGCUCCUACAACAGCUUUAGCAUCUACGACAACCACUGCAGCCCUAACUACAACAACUGCUGCUCCUAUGACCACUACAGCUCCAGAACCUAUUACGACAACCACUGCAGCUCCUGCUACAACAACUUCAGCUCCUACGACAACCACAACAACAGCACCUCCAACAACUCCCACAACAACUACGACAACCACUGCAGCCCUAACUACAACAACUGCUGCUCCUAUGACCACUACAGCUCCAGAACCUAUUACGACAACCACUGCAGCUCCUGCUACAACAACUUCAGCUCCUACGACAACCACAACAACAGCACCUCCAACAACUCCCACAACAACUGCAGCUCCUACAACAGCUUUAGCAUCUACGACAACCACUGCAGCCCUAACUACAACAGCUGCAGCUCCUGCUACAACAACUACAAAUUCAGCUCCUACGACAACCACAACAACAGCACCUCCAAUAACUGUAGCUCCCAUGAUAACUGCAGCUCCUACAACAGCUUUAGCAUCUACGACAACCACUGCAGCCCUAACAACAACAAUUGCUGCUCCUACGACCACUACAGCUCCAGAACCUAUUACGACAACCACUGCAGCUCCUGCUACAACAACUUCAGCUCCUACAACAACCACAACAACAGCACCUCCUACAACAGCUUUAGCAUCUACGACAACCACUGCAGCCCUAACUACAACAACUGCUGCUCCUAUGACCACUACAGCUCCAGAACCUAUUACGACAACCACUGCAGAUCCUGCUACAACAACUACAACUUCAGCUCCUACGACAACCACAACAACAGCACCUCCAACAACUGUAGCUCCCACGACAACUGCAGCUCCUACAACAACUUCAGCUCCUACGACAACCACAACAACUACGACAACCACAACAACAACUCCAACAACUUCAGCUCCUACGACAACCACAACAACAGCACCUCCAACAACUCCC